CAACAUAUCGAUUGAACAUGGGAUCGAUCGAGGCGACGACAAACAGGCGACGCCUGUUCGUGUCCAACCUACCGUCGAGCACGAGCAGCGGCAAAUUAUUAGGCAUGUUGAGGCCGUACAACGCCACCUACGCGUUAAUAUUGGAGAAAUACACGGACUGCAACCACGCGUUCAUCGCGUUCAAGACGAAGGAGGACGCGGCGGUCGUGUUGAAAUUGUCGAGGGAGGGGAGGAUCGUUUGCGAUUGCAGAAAGUUGAGGAUGUACGAGGCGAAUUCGAAGAAGCGGCGGAAGGGAAGUGGAGCGAACGACGGGACGGUGGAGCUACCGCCGGACUGCAUCGCGAGCAUCGCCCGAUACCUGCCUUACGCGGACAGGGCGCGGCUCGAGAUGGUGUCCUCGGUUUGGAGGCAGGGCAGCCAGCUGUCCCAUCGAGUUGUCCGCCACCUCGAGUUCGAGGAUUGGCGGUGGCCCGAGAACAAGUGCGUGUCGACCGGUUUCCUCGACUGGCUGGUGAGGCGGCAGGGCGAGUGUCUGACCAGCGUUGCGAUAAACGACGAGCGGUUGUCGAAAAAUCUGAACCCCCGAAUCGUGGCGACGAUCGGGUGGAAUUGUCCCCGGUUGGUCGACAUCGAUUUCACGGGGCUGAGAAUUUGGCCGUCCUCGUUGAGGCCGUUCGCGUCGAUAUCCAGCCAAUUGAAGUGUCUCAGCUUGGGCACAACCGAGGGCCCGGUCGACGCCGAGCUCGGCAGAAUAUUCGAUCGGGCCAAGUAUCUGAGACACUUUCGCGCGGACGGCACGAAUAUUUAUGGAAAGUGCCUCACGCAUUUGCACCCCAACUUGGAAACGUUGAUAUUGAGGAACUGUUCUCGCCUCGAGUCGCGGCUCGCCUGUAUCAUGCUGACCAAUAUGAAACGGCUCCAACACCUCGAGAUCAUCUACUGUGCCAACCUCCGAGACAACAAUAUCUUGCGCACCCUCAUCGACACGAAUGCCAAUAACUUGUUCCGGACCCUGUCUCUAGUGAAAUUUCACCAUUGCUCGUUUAUAGAACCUGAAAUAGACAUAAGGGAGGUGUUGGUCAGCAGAUUGACAGAGAAAUCCAUACCGAAAUUGUACCGGCAGUUGAGCCGGUUGAGCGUCGCCUAUUGCAUAUGGGUGAAUUACACUUUCGUUAUGGAUAUCGGCCGUUACAUGCGCAACCUCACCUAUCUGAAUCUGACCGGUUGCAAAAGUUUGAGGGACGACUACCUGGAACCGCUCAGGGACCUGACCCAGCUGAAAAUAUUGGAGAUAAACUGCAUGCAUCCCUCGGUGUCCGUCUUCUUCCUGCAAUCGUUGGAGUCGUUGACCGAGCUCCGUUGCAGGAAGAACGUGGGCAUCACGGAUCAGGACGUGUGCUCUGUCCUCAAUAAUUGUUCCAAGAUAACGAUUAUUGACGUGGAGGGAUGCUGCCAGGUGGGUCCUCCUACUCUCAGGCGGGCCGCGAAAAUGGCGAAAAGUCGGAAAAAACUGAUUCACAUGUACGUCGCUGGGACCAAGAUCAAACAAUCUACGCCGUACGAGGAAAAUGAAUACUUGCAACUCACUUUUAAAUAUAUGCACUUUUGAAUCGGUUUAUGUAUUAUUAUGUGUAAAGAUUAUGUGAAAAUUGUACAUAGGAAAUUUUGUAUGAUUGAAUCGACUGACAUUAAAAAUUCUAACGUCGAUCGUAAUUAACAUUAGAGAUAGGAAUAACACGUAUAAAAAGGAAGAAAAAAGUUAUGCAAAAAUUGUACAUUCGAAAUUUUAUAAGAUUGACAAU
Molecule: messenger RNA, 1803 nt
Organism: Apis florea (little honeybee)
Lineage: Eukaryota; Metazoa; Arthropoda; Insecta; Hymenoptera; Apidae
Biological process (GO): SCF-dependent proteasomal ubiquitin-dependent protein catabolic process
Cellular component (GO): SCF ubiquitin ligase complex
Molecular function (GO): RNA binding; protein binding
Source: RefSeq, a predicted model, not a curated record